GCGCGCAGGUUCGAAGGCGGCGCGCGGGGCGCGCGCGAGCCCCGGUCCGGGAUGGCGGAGGCCUUGAAUCAUUUAAAAAAAGACUACAGAGCAAGAUUCUGCCAUGGAGGAGGAAGUAAGAUUGAUGUACAGCCAGGUCAAAACGUACUGAAACUCAUACAGGAUUGUUUUGAAAGUUGCAGCAGUGACCUUACAAUAAACUCUCCAAAUGCAACCCUUUGCUCAGCUCCUGUUGUCAAAAAUGAGAAGACGACUUCAAUGCAGAGCCUAAGGCCAAAGGCAAGAUCACCCAACUCUGUGAAAAGAGCCUGUAAUUCUCCAGGAUGCUCACCUAUAACACUGCUAAAACCAGUCAGCAGCAGAGGACAGUCAUGUGAAUCACCCUUGAAGCCUGCAAUACAUGAUUAUGUAGCUGUUUCUAAAAAACCAGAGUCUCCUGUGUCUAAAAGCAAAAAAAAUACAUUACAAGAUGUUGAAGUGCUGUGCCGAAGUCCUGCCAUGUUUUUGGACCCUGAGGAUGAUCACGGGUCUGUUGGAUCACCUUUUCCUGUGGAGAAAGGGAAAAGUUCUCCUGUGCUUGAAUUGUGUCUUGAUGGCUGGAAUACACCUGCUACAGCAAAGAGCUGUGGAGAAGUUGAAAAUUUGGAAGGACCUCAGACUGAGAGAGAUGAGCAGGUUGUUCUUGUGCAAGGAACAGAACCUGUUGCUACAUCUUCUGUACAGAAAGAGAAGACUUUCUCUUCAGCUCUCUUAGCAGCUGUAGCAACAGGAACACUUCGACAGAGAUAUUCAGCCUCGAUAUCACCCCCGUCACCUCCUCCUGUGAAAGAUCAAGAUAUUGAAAUCGAAAAUGAAUGUGAAUUUUUAAUUGAUGAAUCAGGUGGUGCAUCAUUUGCUUCUUGGAUUUCAAUACCCAGUAAGAACAGAAAAUCAAAAAAAGAUGGCUCUGCAACUCCUGUUUCUAAAUCUCAGCCCUCUGAACAGAAGAGGACACAGAGUAAGAAAGGCAAGAACAGGAAAGCACAGGUUGAAGCACUUACUAAACAGAAACUGAAUAACCUGGAUGUUGGAGCCUUUGACUUCAAAAGAAUGUCAAAAUCGGAUCCAAUCUCUAACAGUGAAGGAAAUGUCCUUAGAUCUCAAAGCCAAAAGAGUACUCAUACAGGAAAGACUAAAAAGGAUGCACUUAGGCAAGACUCUCCAAACCAGAAAAAGAACACAUCCUGGAAACCAGAAGCUGAAGAACUGAUAUUGUCAUGGUCUGGAUUGGAAACUGAAGCAUCUGAUGCAGAAAAAUGUAAAACAAGGGUGCUGCCAAGUGAAGAUUUGCCUAUGCCCUCAUCUGGGCAUCAGCAAGAACAGACUGUGUCUCCAAAAAAGUCUCUCAAGUCUUCCAAGAAUCUGCAGUCAGCUUCUAAAGCUUCUCAGCAUUUACAUAAGAGGAAACAAACUGCUAAGCAGAAACUUCCUAAGGUUAAAAUAGCUAAGAAAGUGGCAUUAAGUCCAAGGAAGGACCUUAAAAAAUCUGUCCAGAAAAGUAGUAAUAAAAAGCCUCAGUUGCAAAGAGAGAAGAGUUCUGACAGUGAACUUAGUGAAGAAGAGCAUGAAAGAGAGCCUGUAGAUUUGAAAGAUGUGUGUACCACACCCUUGCGUCAGAAAUUAGAGACUCCCGUGAUUCAGAAAUUGGCUGUGUCUGAAAAGCCUAGAAAUGUAUUGCACACAUUGGACUCACCUGGUGGUGCAAAUAACCAAACUCCUGUGAAAGCACUACAGCAUCUCAUGGACAGUGUGAAGAAUUCUGAAAAGAAACAGUUGCCAGCCAAGUAUUCAGGGAAGAUACCCAGAAAGAUUCCUUGCAGAACCAAUAAAGCUGUUUAUUCAAACCCUGAGGACACUGAGUCUCAAACAGAUUCUGACAGCUCUUCUGUACAGAACAUGGCAAGGAAAAAACAGAAGUUAUCAGAUGAAAAAAUAAAAAAUAACAAAAGAAAACGUAACAGGCAACACGGACCACAAAAUUCCUUUGUGGCUGAGAAGGCUGUGAACUAUGAAAGGUGGAUAACAGCUGAACUUCAUUGGCACAGUAAAAGCAGUGAAGCACAGCCACAGAUGGAGGAAGAAGGAAGUGGGCCUGUUCUAGAACAUUGUGAUAAAUUUGCUUCCAACACUAAGUCUUCUGAACAGUAUGAUACAUCUUCAGAGAAUUUUGAUGACUUGAAUUACAAAGUAAGAGAUCCCUUGUCAGACAACAUACCAAGACAUAAAAUAGUAAUGCCUUCCAACACACCUAACGUUCGUCGAACAAAAAGGAUACGACUGAGACCUCUGGAAUAUUGGAGAGGCGAGCGCAUAAACUAUACUGUGAACUCUUCAGGAGGGCUUGUGAUUAGUGGAUUAGAGCAUCCAAAACCACAAUCUCGUAGUAAGAAUAAACAGAGGAAGGAUCGUCACAAGCGGAAAGCCAACAAAACAAAUAGAAGAGAGAUACCUGCAAGUUUGGAUCACAACCUAGCUGAUACUUCUAAGCCAACCAUUGUACUGGACCCAGAAACAAAUGAGGAGGUAGUUCUAGAAUGCGUUAACACUGAAAGCAGUCACGCUUGCUCCUUCAAAGACGAAGCGGUAGAAAUAUACAAAAAUCUGAAUACAUCUGUUUUUGCAACUGGUAGAUUGAUUUUGAAACCACUUAAAGAAAAGGGACACCAGUUUGUCCACAUGGAUACAAUAGCUUUCCAUAUUAUCCACGGCAAAAUUAUUGUUACAUUACAUAAGACAUCGUAUUAUCUGACUACAGGAGACUCCUUCUAUGUUCCUCCAGGAAAUGGAUAUAACAUACGUAAUCUUCUGAAUGAAGAAAGUAUUCUUCUCUUCACGCAACUUAAAGUCAGGUGAAGAACCUUCUGCAGAGAAGUUUGCUGAAACACUCGUCAAGCUUUUGUAUGUUCUGGAGUUCUUUUUACGUACAAAAAAUGUUUGUGUGUGCCCACCUUAACAUUACAGAUUAAAACAGAGCAGGUGAAGUCAACAUAAGAAGAGUUGGGAACAAAACCAAAAGAACCUCAGUAGUUUGCUUUCAAACUAAAAUGAGAUACUGAAGGGCCUCACUUUGCAUCAGUUACUGUUCUUGUGCCAUCCAGUGACAGAAAGAUACAAGUAUAAAAUGUGUGGGUAUAUUUAUUGUUCCAAAUUGUAUCAAUAUGCUUAAUCUCUCUAAAGAUGCUUAGCACUUGAAAAAAUGUUGACAUCUUCAGCUAACAUCUGAUAGAUAGUCUUAACAACUGCCUGGUACAAACUGCUUAGAAUAAUCUCUAUUUAAAUGAUGAACCUGCUGUUUGCAUUCCAGUAAUUGUUGUCUGGGAGAUGGGCUGCUAAAAUGUUUGUGUGCUGGGGUCCAGCCGCCUUCUAAAUAUGCUAAUGACAGGCAUUUGUUCCUUGUCUGGCAGCUGUAUGAUUAGUGCCUCCGGUUCCAAUAGUAAAGCAGGAGCUUUUAAGUAGGAGCUUAUCAGUUAUGUCUUUUGUGUGGAAGCUGUGGCCUGAUUAGCUCUGAACAUUGUUGAUAGCUUUAUUUUGUGUAACAGUGAUAGGUCAUUGCCAAAUAUAUUACUUUAAUAGCUCCUUUUGAUUUCCUUGCUGUGUUCCGGGAUAGUAAUAAGGACCUUUGGGAAAGCUGUGAUUAUACUGUAUACUCCAGAAGCCAAGUCUAGACAGCAGAUGGUAUACAUAGCAUUUGUCUCCCAAGCUCUUCAAGGUUCCUUCUGGCUGAAGACAAACUACAGCUAUUCUGAGAGAGUGCUUUCUCUCUCUGGUCACUGUUAUCCUCAAAGAGAAGGAGAUAAGGAAAAUUGAAUUGGAAUCGAGAACUUUUAAGGAUUUGAGGAUUGACUAUUGACCUCAUAAACGAUUUUGGCCAUGAUCUUUAUGCUAAAUCUAGAGUAUACAUUAAAGUAGGAAAAAUGAAUUGGCUUUCAGCUGCCAGCUAACUUUGUGUGUCUGUGAAAGGGCUUGGACACCAAAGUUGCCAUGCUUCUGUGAAAGAUCCUUUAGAUUGGGAAGUUUGAGAUAAUAGUUUUUGUCAUUCUCUUUCAAGGAGUAGUUCCUAUAGCUAGGGCAUACUGACAGUGGAAAUACUUGGUUGAGGUUAUGUGACAUCUUUUCAUUCAUGGCUGGGUCACAUGUAACUGGGAAGAUGAAAUAGGAACAUGCCUUUUGCCAUUUAGUUCUGCCUCUGUCUUGAUAUGAACUGUUUGUAUCAGAGUUCAGACUACACAGAAGGAACUUUUUUCCCAGCUUCAACUUUUGUAAGCAGUUUGAGUUAAAAUAAAAAAAAAAAUUUAGUUACUAAAUACGAGUUUGAUGUUGACAGCUUUUCUGAAUUUUGCACUUGAGAUGGUCUCUUCAAGGUCAGAAAGAUUCAAAUACUGUCCUUUCUGUGUUGGAGCCAUACCAGCUACCAGACGGGCAUAUAUGCUGUCUCCACUGCUUUAAGGGAUCCCACCCACUAAAAUAUUUAGUUUUUAAAUCUUUCAACUCCUCAGGCCUGCAGAGGUCUGGGACUUUGCCACUUGGAAAACGAGUAGAGGACCAGCAUUAAACCCAAGUCUCUGCUUCUAACCCAAGCACGUCUCCCCAUAGUCAGGCCAUGGAUGUGAUGGUCUCUCAUCCCAGCAGCUCAUUGAUUCCAGUUGAAAGUCAGAACAAGAAAACUUUGCAGUUGUGUUAAAGGCCAGGGAGUUUAGAAUGAAAAUAUUCUGCGAGUUUUCUUCAGUGUUACCUGUCUGCAGAUUGAGUAGCAGAAGGAUAGAUACUUUGUUAAGGGUUUAGUGAACGUGUAUGGACUAGGGAGCUCAUGGCCCUAAAGGAAAGCAUGGAUGAUACUGUGACAGAACUCAGCAGACUGUUGCUUGCCAGUGAUGUGUUUUCAUUUUGUGGACUCAGAUGAGAAGUGAUACGUUACCCUUCUCAUAUCAGGCAGUGAUGUAUCCUACCCCACUGCACUGUACUGGCACUCUGCAGCAAGGUUUUGAGUCGAUUUUCUUUUGGGUCAAGAGUAAAUGGUGAGAAAUAUGUCCCUUGGGAUGCUUCCUUAGGCAGAAGUAAUGUGCAGACCUUUUCCUGACACAGGCUGGAAAGUGCAGGUGUUCAAAUGCAGGUUUGAGGUCAGCAUGCCUGUUUGUGUUUUCCUGAUUCUGUAUCUAGGAGUGUCAACAGAAUAGGGUGGAUUUCGUAAAGUAUGUCACUUUUUAGUCUGGAUGGGUUUGUUGCUUUCUGACUAGUUGGUUUCUUGGGAGAGAUGUCCUGUGUGAUUCGAAGAGAACAUUUUGUAGUUGGAUCACAUCUCAAAUUGUUUGUGUUUUACUUCUUUUUUAAGAAGCAAUACCAGUUGUGCCAAGGGAUGUUCUCUGAAAUAUUGCUGUAGCUUAGCAACACUUCUACUGUUCGUCAGUAGAUGGGGCUUCAAGCACAGUUGUUUGUCCUUUGCUGGCCUCUGUGUUCCAUCGGGGUCUGGUUUUUGAAAGGGAGGAAGAAGUGUGUUACAGGUGGAGAUAAAUUCAGUUGAAUUCUGUUGCAAGGAGAUGUAAAUCAGUUGCCAUUAACAGUAGGACUUGGUACUAAAUGUUGCUAGGUUCAUUCUGUUAGCAUGGAUGUUGUACUAGUUGCAGCCACUUUCUCAAAAUUGUUUUUUAAAUCAUUAGUGCACUGCAGGAGUUGUUGAGUUGAGCUAGGUUGUUUGCUGUUGACCUGGAUUACAUUUUAAUUUUUUUUCUUCAACUGGACACUUGUAUGAAAUUUACUUCUGUGUCAUUAGCCUGAAUAUAGUGUGGGGAGGUGCAAGAGGAUCUUCAGAGUUCCAGGACUUCUAUGGCUGCUGAGCUCUGCAGCAUGUCAAUCAGUAAUCAGUUGCUAGUCAGAAGCAGCAGCUGAUGUUUCACCUCUGCCUGGUCUUGUUUUGGCUCCAUUUUUGUGUACAUCAGGCCAAAUUGGAUAUUGUAAAUAAAAAAGCCUUUUCCAAAACGUGAGAAGUUCGCAUUCUUCUUCCUGCUUAUGUGUGAUUCUUUUUACAAGCAUAUUUUCUACUCUGCUGAGUAAUCUCACUUCCACUGUCUACUGUGGUUUAGCCGGGUUUUUGUUGAGCUAGGCUGACAUUGGUUAGCCAGUGUUACCUGUGGUGGAGUGAAGUUGGGAGCAUUGUUGUGUAAGAGACAUAGCCUUUUCUGCUAACUGUGAGAUAUACACACUGUUCCUGGAGGAUGCAUAGUAAUAUCCUGGAGGAUAUCCCUGUUUUAGUAUAUUAAUUCAUUGCUUUCUGUCAACAGUAAUUGAGAGAGCUGGAAACAAAAGCCAAGUCACAUAUUUCAGCUUCAUGUUAGUAGGUACAUGUGUUCUGUAGUAGGUACUGUGGUAACAUCCAGAGACUUGUUUUAAGAUGCUUAACUGAGAAGUCCCACCACAAUAAAACAUCAGAGUUUUGAAGGCUUUGGCUCCCUUUGAAAAAAUUACAGGUUAGUAUGUUCUUUUGCAGAUCUAUCUUUUUGUAGUUCCGUUUGGUUAGAAGGCUGUUCCUGUUUUACUAAACAAAGCUUUUUGCAUCUUAAAGCAGCAGAAGAAUGAUUGCAGAAAUGUCAGAUAUGUAUGCACAUCCAUAUUUGUACAACUCUGUAAACAUAAAAUAGGAGAUUGUGAGCUGAGUAAUUACAGAAAAAAAUGAACAGGACCAAUAAAACAAACUGUUGAGGCACA
Messenger RNA from Neopelma chrysocephalum (saffron-crested tyrant-manakin), 6738 nucleotides. RefSeq names its product centromere protein C (gene CENPC). Bases 52 to 2892 code for a protein of 946 amino acids. Lineage: Eukaryota; Metazoa; Chordata; Aves; Passeriformes; Pipridae. Gene Ontology annotation, molecular function: centromeric DNA binding. Gene Ontology annotation, cellular component: kinetochore. The transcript has 19 exons. Gene Ontology annotation, biological process: spindle attachment to meiosis I kinetochore; attachment of mitotic spindle microtubules to kinetochore; kinetochore assembly. The record is from RefSeq and is a predicted model, not a curated record.